Molecule: messenger RNA, 486 nt
Organism: Alternaria metachromatica
Lineage: Eukaryota; Fungi; Ascomycota; Dothideomycetes; Pleosporales; Pleosporaceae
Exons: 3
Coding region: 1-486 (161 amino acids)
Source: RefSeq, a predicted model, not a curated record
AUGGUCGACGAGGCGUACCUUGCUUGCGGAGCUGCAGAUGCACUGAUGAACUGGGGGCUACCUCGCGAUCAACUGAACGCGUAUAGAAGAGAAUAUGACACGCAUCACGCGCGCGCACAAAUCCUCAUCAACGAAGCGCUCGAUGAAUUCAGGAGAGCAGGUGAGGAGGAGAGGGAUCGCGACGUGCUACCAUUGUAUUACGCUGCGUUUCUGUUCCACGCCGCCGCAGCCUGCGCACAAGAGGAAAAUGCCCUCCUCUACCUCAACCUAGCGGAGCACGCAUUCAGUCUUCUCGAUGCUCAUACCACUGAAUUCCCUCUCGGUAUGCAGCGGUACAAGCAAGAUGAUUUGCGCAAAGGCAACUGGGGGGUGCGCCUGACCCUCAAGCAUAAUAAAAAUGACAACGGCAUGGAUGUUGGACCUUAUUUCUUUGUCCUUGCCGAGGCGCGAAAGAAGCACGAUGAGGAAGAACAACGGAUGAUGUAG